Molecule: messenger RNA, 3505 nt
Organism: Passer montanus (Eurasian tree sparrow)
Lineage: Eukaryota; Metazoa; Chordata; Aves; Passeriformes; Passeridae
Gene: KIF23
Product: kinesin family member 23
Exons: 22
Coding region: 1-2865 (954 amino acids)
Biological process (GO): microtubule-based movement
Cellular component (GO): nucleus; microtubule; kinesin complex
Molecular function (GO): ATP hydrolysis activity; microtubule binding; microtubule motor activity
Source: RefSeq, a predicted model, not a curated record
AUGGUGACGCGCCGUGCGCGGCGACGUCAGGCGGGGGCGGCGCGCGCCGAUUGGUCGGAUUUGAAUCGCGGCGGGCGCUGCCCGCUCCUCCCGCCCCCCCCGGCUGUCUGCCCCCCUCUCGCGGUCCCCCGGCCGUUCCCGGUGCCGUUCUCGGUGCCGUUCCCGGUGCCGUUCCCGGUCCCGGUGCCGGUCCCGGUGCCGUUCCCGGUGCCGCCGGUGCCGGUUCCGCUCACGCCCUCUCCCCCCGGCAGGGCCAGGACGCCGCGCAGGCCGAGGAAAGGCACGAACCCCGCGCAGAAGGACCCGGUGGGGGUGUACUGCCGCGUGCGGCCGCUCAGCCGGGCAGACCAGGAAUGCUGCAUCGAGGUCAUCAACGGCACCACGGUGCAGAUCCACCCUCCCGAGGGCUACCGCGUGUUCCGGAACGGCGAGUACCGCGAGACCCAGUAUUCCUUCAAGGAGGUCUUUGGCACGCUGGUGGUGCAGAAGCAGCUCUUUGACGUGGUGGCCAAGCCUCUGGUGGAGGAUCUGAUCCGGGGCAAGAACGGUCUGCUGUUCACCUAUGGAGUGACGGGCAGCGGGAAGACCCACACCAUGACAGGAUCUCCUGGGGAUGGGGGGCUCCUGCCCCGCUGCCUGGCCAUGAUCUUCAACAGCAUCGGCCCCUUCCAGGCCAAGAGAUUCGUUUUCAAGCUGGAUGACAAGAACGGGGUGGAUGUGCAGACUGAGGUGGAGGCUCUGCUGGAACGCCAGAGGAGGGAGGCCCUGCCCACCCCAAAAACUCCAGCUGGGAAGAGGCAGCUGGAUCCCGAGUUUGCCGACAUGAUCGGCGUGCAGGACCAGUGCCGGGCGGAGGAGGUGGACGAGGACAACGUCUACGGCGUCUUCGUGUCCUACAUCGAGAUCUACAACAACUACAUCUACGACCUGCUGGAGGAGGCUCCCUGCGACUCCAUCAAGCCCAAGUGGAACAAUUGCAACACUCCUGUGAGAAAUGGAGACUUUGUACCUCCCCAGUCCAAAAUCCUUCGGGAAGACCAGAACCACAACAUGUACGUGACAGGCUGCACUGAAGUGGAGGUCAAAUCCACAGAGGAAGCUUUUGAAGUCUUUUGGAGAGGGCAGAAGAAGCGGCGCAUCGCCAACACGCAGCUGAACCGGGAAUCCAGCCGCUCCCACUCCGUGUUCAUCAUCAAACUGGCACAGGCUCCUCUGGAUGCUGAUGGGGACAACGUGCUCCAGGAAAAGGAGCAGAUCACCCUGAGCCAGCUGUCCCUGGUGGAUCUGGCAGGAAGUGAGAGAACCAACAGGACCAAAGCCGAGGGGAACAGGCUGCGGGAGGCAGGGAAUAUCAACCAGUCACUGAUGACAUUGAGGACGUGCAUCGAGGUUCUGCGGGAAAACCAAUUGUACGGAACAAACAAGAUGGUUCCAUACAGAGAUUCCAAACUGACUCAUCUCUUCAAGAACUAUUUUGAUGGAGAAGGGAAAGUUCGGAUGAUUGUGUGUGUGAAUCCCAAGGCUGAGGACUAUGAGGAAAGCCUGCAAGUGAUGCGUUUUGCAGAGAUGACGCAGGAGGUGGAGGUGGCCAGGCCCCUGGACAGGCCCCUGUGCGGGCUGACGCCGGGGCGGCGCCUCCGGAACCAGGCAUUCCGGGAGGAGCUGUCCCGCAAGCUGGAGCUCAGGGGCGGCCCCGUGGGAGCAGGACCAGAGGAGCCAUCUGCUGCUGAGCUGUUCUUCCAGAGCUUCCCUCCCCUGCCUUCCUGCGAGCUCUUGGACAUCAACGACGACCAAACGCUCCCAAAACUGAUCGAGGCCCUGGAGCAGCGCCACAAAAUGAGGCAGAUGCUGGCAGAGGAAUUUGCCAAAAACGUUCUUGCCUUUAAAACAAUGCUGCAAGAAUUUGACUCCAGUGUUGCAUCCAAGGAAAAUUAUAUCCAAGGAAAACUGGCUGACAAGGAGAAAACCAUAACGGGGCAGAGGACGGAGCUGGAACGGCUGGAGAAGAAGAUUAAAACCUUGGAGUACAAGAUCGAGAUUUUGGAGAAGACAGCCACGAUUUACGAGGAGGACAAGAGGAACCUGCAGCAGGAGCUGGAGAGCAAGAGCCAGAAGCUGCAGCGGCAGGCGUCGGACAAGAGGAGGCUGGAGGCCAGGCUGCAGGGAAUGGUGGCCGAGACCUCCCUCAAGUGGGAGAAGGAAUGUGAGCGGCGGGUGGCAGCCAAGCAGCUGGAGAUGCAGAACAAGCUGUGGGUGAAGGACGAGAAGCUGAAGCAGCUCAAGGCCAUCGUCACCGAGCCCAGGGCCGAGAGGCCAGAGAGGCCAUCCCGGGAAAGGGAGCGGGAGAAGCUCCCGAGAUCCGUGUCUCCUUCCCCUGCUCCCAGCGCCCCGGCGGUGCCGCUGCGGCCGCGGCGCUCCCGCAGUGCCGGCGAGCGCUGGGUGGAUCACCGGCCGCCGUCGCACGUGCCCACGGAGACGCUGCUGCAGCCGCGCGUGCCCAGGGCCAUCACGGUGGACGCGCCCAGCGAGCGCGCCCUGGCCCGGUGCGACCGCUACCUGCUGACCCACCAGGAGCUCGCCUCCGACGGGGAGAUCCAGACCAAGCUCAUCAAGGGGGACGUGUUCAAGACCAGGGGUGGGGGCCAGGCCGUGCAGUUCACGGACAUCGAGACCCUCAAGCAGGAAUCUCCCACCGGGCGGAAGCGCCGCUCGUCACCUCCCAAUCCCGACCCCGCUGGGGACGCCGUGGACUCGGAAUGGACGGAUGUGGAAACCAGGUGUUCCGUGGCCGUGGAGAUGAGGGCGGGAUCGGCGCUGGGACCGGGAUUCCAGCACCACGCCCAGCCCAAGCGCAGGAAGCCCUGAAUUUUUCCUGCUGGAAUCCUGGAUUUUCCCAGCCUGAGGAAUGCUCUGCUGCCACUGCUCCUCAGGAAGUGCUUUAUGCCCAUUCCAGGAGGUUUUUAGGGAAGCUGGGAGAUGGUUCCAUUGGUGAUCCCAAAGAGCUUCUGGAUGGAUCUGUCCUUUUCCGUAGAUUUAGGGAAAUACAAAAGGUCCCUCUGGAAUUCCAAAUGGAGCUGGAUCGUUACAGGCUUCUCCCCGGGAGAUUUUUCCAGUGUUUUUCCAGUUUUUUUAUCCCAAAUCCAGCUUUUCCAGCCAUUCUUUCUCUUUUGGGAGACCCAACCGCUGCUAUUCCGAGCUGCAGUCCAGCACUUUAAGGGUGUUUCUGGCCAUUCCCGAUUUUACUGGAAGCAGGAAAACCUUGGGAAUACGGAUUUCUUCUGGCAAGGAUAAGUUUGGAAUAUUUAAGUGUGCCAUUGAGCUGUCAGAACAUUCCAGAGUCACCCAAAAUCCUGGGAGCAGUGGGAAUUCACAUCCCGGCUGCUUUGGGGUGUGAGGGAAUUCUGGAAUGUUUUCCGUAUGGGAAUGGGGGGAAAGGGGGAUUUCCUCACAGGGUGGGAAUUGGCUUUCAGCAAUAAAUAAUUUCAAUAAAUCCUUUUAUUCCAAA